Messenger RNA from Rhizoctonia solani, 702 nucleotides. RefSeq lists its product as uncharacterized. The coding region runs from base 1 to 702 and encodes 233 amino acids. The transcript is spliced from 2 exons. Lineage: Eukaryota; Fungi; Basidiomycota; Agaricomycetes; Cantharellales; Ceratobasidiaceae. The record is from RefSeq and is a predicted model, not a curated record.
AUGCCAUGGCAACCUGCUCCUGGCUGCCCUCUUGAGCCUGCUCCCCUAUUGAUCAGGGACAGCUGGAACCCCUCAUUCUGCCAACCUCCCCUGUCAACCUUGGUCAACUGUAUUGAGCAGUACCUCACAGAACAAGCCAAAGUUAGCCAAGAGAUUUGCACCAAUGUUGAGAACAUCUUGCAAGCUGUUGAUACUGUCAAGGAUGGGCUUGCCCAGCUCCAGCUCACCCAGGGUCCCCAUACACCCAAAGAGCAAAAACCUCCUGUGGUCAAGGAAACACCAAGAGCUGCACCCAAAGCCAAGCCUAUUGGCAAGGCUGUCCCAUUCCUUGGAGGCCCUGCCCCCAUCAUCUCUACAGGGGCCCCUUGGCACAACCCCCUCACCCUCUUCAAUCCAUAUCCCUCCUCUUCCUUCCGUUUAGGACCGGCUCCAGCAGCCCCCCAAGGACCUCCACCUGCACCCAUCACCACCUUAGUGCAGCCUCAAGCCCCCUCUACCAUAAAGGUAGACCAUCCAGAAGCCUUCAAGGGCAAGAUUGGCUUGAAGGCCAAACAAUGGCUGACAUGUAUGUUAGCCUGGGUAUGCCUAAACCAAAGGCAGUUGCCAAUGGACCUGGAGGUCCUAAGCUUCCUUCUCAUGAAUAUGAUGAAGGCUGGUGGGGCUUGGGCCCAUCCCCACCUGGACCAACUAGGGUCCCAUUGA